UCGUUUCUGUUAAUUUUACAGUGUUACAUCUACUACAUGAUCAAUCUACGCAGUGCGCCUUUGCUGCGACCAUUUCUGAUAUUUGGCCUCAUGGGUCUUAUAUUGAUUGAUUCAUUUUCGCGAAUCAGUGGUUAUAAGAACCACUGGAGAGACAUUUGGGUCGGAUGGUUGAUCGGUUUUUUAUCGCUCUUUUUCUGUGUCACUCUGUCCUCUGUUUCCAAGAACACUAUUAUUACCCAGUAGAAAAACCGACGGAACUGGAGGAGCGCAUGAGUCCAUUCUUUCAGUGGUUCAGGUUACCACGUAUACGAGCACCUUCUCUGAAGGAGGAAUACACGGUCUACGAGGAAGACAUUCCACAACCAAUUGUUCCAGCAUCUACUGCAGCACGCCACCGUCGAAGCCAAGAUCGUACCUACGAAGUUACAACAACAACUGAAAGCUUUCAUCGUACCAUUUCUCCACCACAGCAACAACAACAAAACGGUUACGGUGGCUAUUGAAUUUCUUGAAGUCCACUGAAAAAUGUACACUUCUUUUAUCGACAUAAAAUACUG
This is a messenger RNA of Loa loa (African eye worm), 557 nucleotides long. RefSeq lists its product as hypothetical. The coding region runs from base 165 to 503 and encodes 112 amino acids. The transcript has 3 exons. NCBI's taxonomy places the organism in Eukaryota, Metazoa, Nematoda, Chromadorea, Rhabditida, Onchocercidae. The record is from RefSeq and is a predicted model, not a curated record.